AUGCUAACGGGAGCACUCCGCACAGAACUCCUCAACAUCUCGACCGCAUUCUUCACACACGCCUACCCGGCCGUCCUCUCCUUCGACACCGCGGCCUUCUCCGCGGACAACAAACGCAACGCACAGAUCCUAAAAUACCGCGCCCAAAUCGCCCAAGGGCAGUCCUCGACCGUCAUUUCCUCGCUCAAACAAUCCCAGGACGCGGCCUCGCGCUCGAUCGUGGCACUCGCCCAGGACGCAGCGGGCAACGGACAGUCCGCUCUUGAGACGGCUCUCUCGCUAGCCGACUCGGAUGGCGAGGACAGCGUGGUACAGAUCUGCGCGGGGACCGUCCUGGCCGCCCACGCCGAGUACGCCAAGGCCGUCGACCUGCUCAGCAAGCAUCAGGGCUCGCUCGAGGCCGUGGCCCUGCUGGUGCAGAUCCACCUGUUCCAACAUCGCACGGAUCUCGCAGUCAAGGAAGUCGCGGCCGCGAAGCGCUGGGCGCAGGACUCGCUGCUGAUUAAUCUGGCGGAGAGCUGGACGAACCUGCGCGAGGGAGGGGCCGAGAAGUAUCAGUCGGCGUACUAUGUGUUUGAGGAGCUGGCGAGCGCUCCCGGAUCGGCUUCCACCACCGCGCUGGUCGGGCAGGCCGUGUCGGAGAUCCAUCUGGGUAGACUGGAGGAGGCCGAGGCGGCGCUACAACAGGCUAUGAGCAUCGAGAACGCAGAUACACAAGCUGUGGCUAACAGUGUCGUGCUCGCCAGUGUGAUGGGGAAGAAAGAGGAUGUCUUGCAGGGGUUGUUGCAGCAAUUGAGGGAGAAGGAUGCGAGGCAUGCUUUGCUAAGGGACCUGGAAGAGAAGAGCCAGCUGUUUGAUGCGGCAAGUGCGAAAUAUGCUCCGAAGGUUGCGUCAUGA
This is a messenger RNA of Cladophialophora yegresii CBS 114405, 897 nucleotides long. RefSeq lists its product as uncharacterized. Lineage: Eukaryota; Fungi; Ascomycota; Eurotiomycetes; Chaetothyriales; Herpotrichiellaceae. The transcript has a single exon. Gene Ontology annotation, molecular function: protein binding; structural molecule activity. Gene Ontology annotation, cellular component: COPI vesicle coat. The coding region runs from base 1 to 897 and encodes 298 amino acids. Gene Ontology annotation, biological process: intra-Golgi vesicle-mediated transport; endoplasmic reticulum to Golgi vesicle-mediated transport; retrograde vesicle-mediated transport, Golgi to endoplasmic reticulum. The record is from RefSeq and is a predicted model, not a curated record.